AUGAACGCGCGUAAAAAUCAUCACCUCUUUCCCCGCUGGUUGUUCUCCUCCGUCGUUUCCGUCGCGGAGUGUUCCUCCUCCUCCUUUGCAUCUGCCUUAAACGACGAGGAAUCUUCUUCCAAACGCCUUGAACCGUCGUCCUCGAAGAACAACAUCGACACAAAAACGAAGAAAAAUCUCCCCGCGAAAGUGGACGAGUUGAACGCAAUUCACGCCAAGCAAGCGUUGCGAGAACUCUCCCUUCGACAAAUCUCGCAAAACUACCAACCUACUCACGAGGAGAACAAAACGGUGCGCGAUUUCGUGUAUUCGUCCGUCUCGCGAGUUCUGUUCGCGUUCUCGAUAACCGGAGUUUUUGGGUUCGCGAGCGUGGACGUGAAAAGCUUAAAAAUGGGGACGAGUGGGAAGAGUACGUUUAAGAACGCGAGGAACGUAUUUCGGGCGAGAGUGAUGAUUGGCCUCGCGACGGGGGUGUUAGGAGGCAUGUUCGAACACAGGAGCGUGCAGUUUUAUAAGAAUUUAUGCGUGAAGAUUUUAGACGUGAAGGAAGGUGAGUCGAAGAUGCCCGGAGAGUUGGCGCAGAUAUUGCGAGAUUUGGAUCCGCUCGGCGAGUUCGUGAAAGACCAGGAGAGGAAGAGAAAUCGAGAGCGAUAG
This is a messenger RNA of Bathycoccus prasinos, 654 nucleotides long. RefSeq lists its product with no specific name. NCBI's taxonomy places the organism in Eukaryota, Viridiplantae, Chlorophyta, Mamiellophyceae, Mamiellales, Bathycoccaceae. The record is from RefSeq and is a predicted model, not a curated record. The transcript has a single exon. The coding region runs from base 1 to 654 and encodes 217 amino acids.